GUUUGUGUGAGAAGUCGCGCUGAGCUCGGAAGUUUGACUCAGAAUUUUGUCUGACUUUAUUUUGACAGUCUGAGUUACAUAAGAUUAAUUUAAAUUUCUAAACGAGCUGAAGGUACAUUAAGGAUGGAUAAAGGAAAGUGAAAGCUGUGCUUUUAGACACCAACGUGCGCUUCCGGCCGGAUAUUGAGCAUGUCUCUUCAUGCUGUGGAAGAAGCUGUCAAGAUGUGCAAAGCUGAAGAAUCAAGACUCACUGAAAACAUCAGGCAGUGCAAGGAGAUUUUGCACUCAAUGAGAACACGCGUGACAGAAGCCAGUGAGCUUGAAACUGCUGCAACCAUCAGUAAAAAAGAUGAUAUUCCACCUGAAGAAAAACAAGAAAUUGAAUUGUUGGAGCAGGUUUUAAAAAAGGCACUGAAAAUCCGCAGUACAUCUGAGGCUCAUAAAGAACUUCACUCUGACAGCAACCAAGAAAAACACCCCAAUGAGAGCAAACAUAAAGCACUCAUUAAUUAUACUGUUAAAGAAGAAGAUAAAAAAAAACCAGUGAAAUCUUCCCCCCCCUCGGAGACGUGCAAAAAACCCAAUCAUCACAGACAAGCAGCUGGAGGGAACGUGACCCACGGGUCCGUUCUGGUCCGGAAAGGACCGACUGGAGUCACAGGAAGGCUGACAGUCCCAAAGAGCGCUCCAGGGAAGAUCUCUUCCACAGGAUCCCAGCAGAAGAUGCGUGUCAAAGCCACUAAUGCUAAACAGUCUUCCCCAUCAAUCUCCUGCCAAGAUGGGAAAUUCACAACAGAAAAUGUGCAGUCUAAUGCACAAUGCCUUGGUCAGCAGAAGAGACUUCUUUCAAAAACAUCUACCCCAUCCUAUCUACCCGACACCCUUGAAUGGACACCGUCUCCUUUGUUACCAGUCUGGCGAGCACAGAGAACAAAGCAGAUCCGACUGUGGAAAAAAGUAUUGACCAAGCAAUCAAAGCCAGUACCAGAGAGAACUCAGUUUACUGAGAGACUGCAGGGAACUUUCCCAUCAGAAUGGCCUUCCAGAUGUCCUGCUGAUAUCAAAACAGAGCUGGACGUGCUUUCACAGCGUUGUCUUGACCUGACACACUGCUUCCAUGCUGAGCAGAGCUGCGCUACAGACUCGGACUCAGGGACAUCACAUGAGAGAGAAUAUGAGUCCUUGCGGAUGCUGGAGGGUUUGGAGAGGAUGACGGCAGAACUUCUUACAAGUGCUGAUCAGCUGAAGAAAGACUGGGAGAGGUGGGAUAAGAGGAGCUCUGGAGCUUUCUGUCCCAUCCGGAGGAGAGGUGAAUGGGGUGACCCCAUUUCCUGUCUGCCGCCCAUCCUGUCGUACAACAGUGAGGCUGAACUGAGAGAGCUGGAAAGCCAAAGGCUCAGAGUAGAACAACUUCAGCAGGCUGUUCAUCUUCAAAAGGCAAUGUCCGAUAACCUUUCUUCUUUCUGGGACUCUAAUUCCGGUACUGAGCGACCCAGUGCCGUGGUUCUGCGUGGUCUGUACUCGCUGCUGGCGGAGGGAGGGGUUCAGUUCCCGUCACUGGUUUUGGAUUCGGAGUGAGAUUGAGCCAAAACAAGACUGAAUUUCAGGGUUAGUUCACAGAAUUCCAUGAAGCACAGCUGGGAAGUAUUCCACACAAAACUGUUCUCCAGAACUCUUAUUCUGAGAGAAACUUUGCGUUUCAGCACUAAGCAUGUUCGCUUUGUGCAAUUGCCUCAGAUGUUUAACAAAAUGCCUUUUUUGAUCAGUCACAUGACUGGAGACGAGUGCAGCGAGUGCAGCUGCUGCUAAAAAACACGAAUAAAGCUUCCAGCUGAUGACUCUCAUGA
This is a messenger RNA of Ctenopharyngodon idella (grass carp), 1847 nucleotides long. Its product is annotated as tubulin epsilon and delta complex protein 2-like. The transcript has 11 exons. The record is from RefSeq and is a predicted model, not a curated record. NCBI's taxonomy places the organism in Eukaryota, Metazoa, Chordata, Actinopteri, Cypriniformes, Xenocyprididae. Bases 190 to 1578 code for a protein of 462 amino acids.